GACUGACUGCCUUUCACGUUUUUCUAAAUUUUUCCUUGGCUAAGAUUAUUUAUUUAUAUUGACUCUUAGCGGUUUCAACAAAAAUGCUCAACAAUCCAAAAUCUCUUAUUAUUUCAGACCUUGUGUUGUGUCGCUUUCCGUUUUACAGAUUCUGGAAGAAUUUCCAUUCCCAUUAAUCAUGUCAAAAUGCUUCAGCUUUACCGCCUCCCUCGACAAGUUCUACCGUUACAUAUUUUCCAACGCCAGCCUUCGUUCUGUUUCCGUAGACCUCGGAGAUGGCACCAUCAUGCACACUUGGAUUCCCAAAAAAUUCAACCAAGUCAAACCCAAUCUUCUUCUCGUCCACGGCUUCGGAGCCAAUGCAAUGUGGCAAUACGGCGAACAUCUCCGCCACUUCACCGCCCGGUUCAACGUUUUCGUCCCGGAUCUCUUGUUCUUCGGUGGGUCAUACACGGCUAGACCUGAGCGGACGGAAGCGUUUCAGGCUCGCUGUCUGAUGAGACUGAUGGACACACAGGGUGUACGGAGAAUGAGCCUAGUAGGGGUCAGUUAUGGUGGGUUUGUGGGGUACAGUAUGGCCGUACAGUUUCCGGAGGCCCUGGAGAGAUUAGUGCUGUGUUGUGCUGGUGUUUGUUUGGAGGAGAAAGAUUUGGAGAAUGGGCUGUUUAGGGUUUCGGAUUUGGAUGAGGCUGCCAGCAUUUUGUAUCCGCAGACGCCGGAGAGAUUGAGGGAAUUGAUGAAAUUGUCUUUUGUGAAGCCUGCCAGAGGAGUGCCCUCUUGUUUCCUCUCUGAUUUUAUCGAUGUGAUGUGUACAGAUUAUGUUGAAGAGAAGAGAGAAUUGAUCCAAGCUAUAAUCAAAGAACGAAAACUUUCUAGCCUUCCUCCUAUCCAAAAGCCCACAUUAAUAGUAUGGGGAGAGCAAGAUCAAAUAUUCCCAUUGGAGCUAGGCCACAGAUUGCAAAGGCAUAUUGGGGAAAGUGCUCGUCUUGUGACAAUUGAAAACGCAGGCCAUGCUGUUAAUCUAGAAAAGCCAAAGGAAUUCAUAAGGCACUUAGAAUCCUUCCUUAUUGAUUCAUUUCCAUCUCCUUCUCCAAAGACAUCUCUUGUUAAUAGUGGUGAAUAGACUCAGAAAAUAUUCUAUUUUUAUGAGGAACCUCUUUCGGUGGAGUCCGACCACCAAUUAGUAAACCCUAGAGAGAUUAGUUCAAUGUCUUUAUGAACAUAUUAAAAGACAUUUGGUGAGAUAUAUGUAUUCAAGUUCAUUUGGUGA
This is a messenger RNA of Mangifera indica (mango), 1270 nucleotides long. Its product is annotated as monoacylglycerol lipase ABHD6-like. The transcript is spliced from 4 exons. The record is from RefSeq and is a predicted model, not a curated record. NCBI's taxonomy places the organism in Eukaryota, Viridiplantae, Streptophyta, Magnoliopsida, Sapindales, Anacardiaceae. Gene Ontology annotation, molecular function: catalytic activity. Bases 179 to 1123 code for a protein of 314 amino acids.